Molecule: messenger RNA, 1465 nt
Organism: Malaclemys terrapin pileata
Lineage: Eukaryota; Metazoa; Chordata; Testudines; Emydidae
Gene: ORAI3
Product: ORAI calcium release-activated calcium modulator 3
Exons: 2
Coding region: 661-1407 (248 amino acids)
Biological process (GO): store-operated calcium entry
Cellular component (GO): membrane
Molecular function (GO): store-operated calcium channel activity
Source: RefSeq, a predicted model, not a curated record
UUCGGGACAGCGCCCCCCCCCGGGAAAGCGCCCCACCCCCUGGCACUUCCCCCUUGGGCUUCCCGGGACAGGGACCCCCCAGCCCCCUCCAAUCCCGGGUCCCCCCGGCCCCUUCCGGCAGGGACCCCUGGGCCCUUUCCUCUGCUCCCCCCCCCUCCUGGGACAGCGGCCCCCCCCCAGGCACUUCCCCUACUCCUUUCUCUCUGCUUCCUGGUACAGCUCCCUACCCCCACCCCUCCUCUGCCUCUGCCCCCCUCCCAAACUCCCCCCCCACCUUCCCCUUAGACAGCCCCUCCAUCCCCUUUCCCUCAGAUUCCCUCCCCCCCCCCACACACACACACCCUGGGCUCUCUGGUCGCCCUUCCCCUGUGUGAUCCCUGCCCCUGGAGGUCUCUCCCGUCCCAUCCCCCCACGGGUUCCCCCUUCCUUGACCAGGACAUCCUGGUCCCUCAUUUCCCCUCCCCUGCCUGAGGUCUCCCAGCCCCCUGUGCCUUCCCCUGGAUACUACCCUCCCCUCAUUGGCCCUGGGCGAUCUGUGACCUCCCCCGCAGUCUGCCUACCCCCCCAUUAUCUGCCCCCCCCAUUGCACCUCUCUCUCCCCGCCCCCAUUGCCUAGGUUUCCCCUCCCCGCCAAGCGGCGGAUCUUACCACCCGGUCCCGAUGCAGGCCGGCGGGGGUGCCGAGGGGGAGCUGGGAGGCGAGGGGGAGCGGGAGCCCCUGAACCCGGAGGCGGCGGACACACUGGGGGUCUCCCCCACCUACCGGGAGUUUGUGCGGCACAGCUACCUGGAGCUGAUGGGUGCCAACCAGCACUCGCUGCACGCCCUCAACUGGCGGCGUCUCUACCUCAGCCGGGCUAAGCUCAAGGCCUCGAGUCGCACCUCAGCCCUGCUCUCCGGCUUCGCCAUGGUGGCGAUGGUGGAGGUGCAGCUGGAGGACUAUGACUACCCGCCGGGGCUGCUGAUCGCCUUCAGUGCCUGCACGACGGUGCUGGUGGCCGUGCACCUCUUUGCCCUCAUGGUCAGCACCUGCAUCCUGCCUAACAUCGAGGCCGUCAGCAACAUCCACAACCUCAACUCGGUCAACGAGUCGCCCCACGAGCGCAUGCACCGCUACAUCGAGCUGGCCUGGGGCUUCUCCACCGCCCUGGGCAUCUUCCUCUUCCUCACCGAGGUGGUGCUCAUCUGCUGGGUCAAGUUCAUGCCCGUGGCUGGCGGCGGCUGGGACGCCGCCGUGGCCUCCACCGUCAUCAUGGUGCCGGUGGGGGUGGUGUUCGUGGUGUUCGCCCUCCACUUCUACCGCUCGCUGGUGAGCCACAAGACCGACCGGCAUCAGCAGGAGCUGGAGGAACUCAGCAAGAUUAAGUACCAGCUGGACGGAGAGGCUACCGCGGUGCAAACUGUGUGAGGCCGGAUCCGGCUCCUGACCGCAGGGGGUGCCUGGAGCUGGCCGGUUCCCCCGGCUG